Molecule: messenger RNA, 3642 nt
Organism: Magallana angulata
Lineage: Eukaryota; Metazoa; Mollusca; Bivalvia; Ostreida; Ostreidae
Exons: 4
Coding region: 1032-2222 (396 amino acids)
Biological process (GO): DNA integration; DNA recombination
Molecular function (GO): DNA binding
Source: RefSeq, a predicted model, not a curated record
AUGAAUUACGACCCCGUCCGUCCAAUUUUACGAUAUUCUGCGACUUCAACAAUUCACUAACGGGGCCUGGUGUGUGUUUUCAUAGGUAACGUUAUCUAUAUCUCGUUUUUUAGCGAAUUAUCAAGGCUUCAUGGUACUCCAGGAGUGAUUUUCGCGCGGUUCAAAAUGGCGCCAGUGACACUCCAGUCAUAACAUUGUUGCCCAUCGAUGUCAAAGUUAUUGUGUGCGAUGUACCAGAGACGUGGAUGUGAUUUAUUAUACAGCAGUUUGAACUUGUGUAUAUUUGCGUGUAAUGGGUGAAAAUAUCUGUGUCAACUUUUUCUAUUGUUUAUUUCAUAAUGUCAACAUUGAUAGUGGGCGAUUCGCAUGUGAAAAGACUCAAAACAUUUUUAGGUUAACGUCGUUCCGCUAAUUUUGUGUUUAAUAUAUAUGAACUCAAAGAGGUGAACUAUUUCGGUAUAAGUCGAGGACUUGUGAACAAUGGUCACCAUCUAUCCCUUAUUACAUCUGCAGUGCGAGGGUGUAGACCUAAGCACCUAAUUGUUUUCAUUGGAGGCAAUGAUUUGGACUCGAGUGAACUAGAUUUUAGUUUGAAAUGUAUUGUUUCUAAAUUGACUGCCUAUGUGACUCAACUUAAAAGGUGUUUCCAUUUAAAGUCUGUUACCGUGCUUUGUUUUCUCCCUAGAGAAGUGACUAGAACUAUAGGCUGUCUUAUUUAUAAUCAACGAGUCAAAAAAGCUAAUAGACUUCUUAAGCAAUUUUGCGCUUGUCACACAGUAACAUUUUAGAAGCUGAGAGGAUUCGCGGAAAGUCAGAAACCAGUUUUAUGCGACGGGGUUCAUCUUAAUGACUUGGGGUUCCAUAAACUGUUUAGACAGAUCAGAGGUGUCCUAUUAAUUCAGCUAAGACAGGAACCCAAGCCUAGUCCUUCUGUAAACAGCAAUGACGACAGGGGCUUCUAGCUUUCAAAGCAUCCAGAUCAAUCUGAAGAUAAGACUUUGCAUCACUUGUUAUAAUUUGUUUGGACACAGAUGGCAUCCACACCAAAACGCAGGAGGCGGAACAAGGCAGCCUCGAAUCCUCCCACAGAAACCCAACCUCAAAGCGGUCUUAUGUCUCAUGAGGACAUGGAAACGAUGAUAAGGACGUGUAUGGCCUCUAUCAUCCCAACCAUCGAAGAUACUUUUCGACGCUAUAUGGAUGAAUAUCACCAUGUUGAGAACAAUCCUUCAUCGUCAAUCCCCAUGCAGACUGCAACUUCACAACAGCAAUCAGCCGACACACAACAAGCCUCUUCACAAGCAGUAACACCUUACCAUUCCCUACUGCAAGAGAUAACUUCUCAAGGUGAAAUAAUUCAAAGCCCGCUUUCCACAUAUGGACAUCGAGCCAACUCCAGUUCCUCCAGCAUUAGUGCGGAUUUGACUGAAACAGCCAAUUUUUUAGUCCGCAACUCUCUGUCUGAAUCAACAUUAUCAGCUUACAAAUCAGCUUAUUUAACCUACAACUUUUUUAUUGAACAAUCCUUUCAAUAUAACGCAUCCCCUCUACCACCCUAUGUUCAUCACCUGUCUACAUUUAUUGCACAUUGCUACCUGAAAGGAUUUGCCGCAUCCACUACUUCAACACUGGUUUCGUCACUUAGUUUUAUUUUACAACUUGGUAACUCCACAGAUAUUACACAACAUUUCAGCAUUCGUAAAAUGCUUCAGGGAUUCCGGAAAUCGAAACCAUCAUCUGACUCACGGCUACCUAUAACCCCAACAAUUCUGAAGAAAAUAAUUCAUGCUUUGGAGUUUAGUACCACAUCAGCUUUUACUAAAUCCCUCUUCCGGGCCAUGUUUACCUUAGCAUUAAGUACUUUUUUACGAGUAGGAGAGCUUACCAAAACAAAUGCUCCAACCCAGCAUUUCCUUCUUUUUGGAAAUAUCACGUUAGGAUCCGAUAGUCCAUGCAAUAGGUAUAUAGAUAUAAAUAUACCUCACUUUAAGCAUUCUAAAGCAAACACAACUACUCUACGCCUGCAGCAAAACACGACGGAUCCUUUAGUUUGCCCAUGCCAAGCACUUCUACAUUACCUAAAUCUUAGGAAACAUUCCUCACCAUCAGAGCCGUUAUUUUCCUUAAUGGAUGGUUCGCCCAUCUCGCGUCAAUACUUCACACAGCAACUGCGUUCGGCUUUAGCUUUUUGUAAUUUUGGACUUGCAUCUUUACAAAGCUAAUAGCUUCCGCAUUGGGGCUGCUACUACAGCUGCCUCUUAGAGGUUUUCGAAAUUACAAAUUCAGGGCAUGGGUAGAUGGAAGUCUGGUGCUUUUAAAAAGUACAUUAGAAUCCCAACACUUAAGUUUUGAUUGACAUUCGUUUGAGUUUUGACAGUUGCAUGUGACAGUGAAGACAGGGGGUUCACGAUCCUUUUUUCUAGCAACCAUUAGACAGGGGCUACUGGUUGUGUUUUUAAUAUCUUUGCCAUUAUCUUACUUUGAGUCAGGGGCACAAAGAGUCAAUUUGCUGGUACAUGUUUUGUCUUUUGUAACAAUAGUCUUUAUGUUGUAACCUUUUUAGUUUAUAGUUAAUAUCAACCAUUAGACAGGAGCUACUGGUUGUCUUUUUGACUUAUCUUACUUUUAGUCGGGGACUAAAACACUCAAAUUUGCUUGUACAUGUAUGCUUUUUCUAAAAAUAGUCGUUAUGUUGAAGGGUGUUCCAUUUUCCACAAAUUAGUUAUUUUGUUAUAACUUGGUACAAUUUUUCUUAAUCAUGCACUGACAUUUCUGUUCAACUGCAAUGUGGUUUUUGGAUAUGGGGCGUUAACAAGAUUGUCUAUAUUCACAUAUAUACGAGUAUAUAAACCUAUCGAUUAGUGAUAUAGCCUAUCUUGUUAAGGUGGCAGAUGAACACCCCAUAUCUUUACUUAUAUACCAGGUACUUUAUUAUCUAUUCCUGCCAAAGGUCUAAAACUUUUACUAGUCUCAAUCUCAGGAUACUUUGUGAUAUUUUCAAGGUUUUAUGUAUGAAUAUUGUUCUUCGAGUUUUAUGUCAUUUAUAGGAGGAAAUGCCUAUUUUCUACUUGUCACAUCACAUCACUUAUUCUUCAUUUCGUAUUAUCGUAUAUUGUGACUUUGACUAUGGCAUUAUGUUUCAUGCAACUGUUAUGCUAUGUAUUCUUCAAUAAAUGACCUGUUUUUUUUUUUACGAAAGAGUUGAGUUUUGCUACGUAAUAGGAUAGAUGUGAUCAGGCAGGCAUAAAACAAAUUUAUGUCCAUAAAUAGUUUUUGCAUGUUGACCACUUUAUUUGUAUGUUUUGUUUACCACGUGGUAUUGAUUUCCACUACUGUGUAUUUUUAGUUUAGGCAUGCGCACUGGCAAGUUAUGCAUAUGAGCUAGUCUGCGCAUGCGUAGUAAUUGUUCAUUUUGUAAACAUCCAUGAUUGUCCACGGUUUGCCACCACCCUGCCCUCCACUUUUUUAUUGUACAUCAUUUGUAAGGCAGAUGAACACCCCAUAUCUUUACUUAUAUACCAGGUGCUUUAUUAUCUAUUCCUGCCAAAGGUCUAAAACUUUUACUAGUCUCAAUCUCAGGAUACUUUGUGAUAUUUUCAAGGUUUUAUGUAUUAAUAGUGUUCUUCGAGUUCUAUGUCAUUC